GCGCUUGCGCUCAGCGAAGCAGCGUGUCCUGCGCGAGACUGCAGCUCUGUCAGUGCCAGCCGCUGGACGAGAGGAAAUACAUGUCCCAGCAUCCCACAGACCUGCCUCUCUGGAGCUAAAUGCCACAAGGCACCCGGGUGCCCGAGUCAUCGCGGACUAAUAGAUGGAGAGGGAACGGCCACGCUGUCAGGUGACAUUGAGCCCAGAGAGUUUUCUCCUUUGGCACAGAGAACAGGAUUUUUAGACUGACUCACCUGGAGUACACUGAAUUUAAAUCUCUGAAGUGGAUCAUCAUAAAGCAACUGCAGAAUACUGGGACUUGAGAGCAUUUGUGGAAAAACAUAUUUGCCAUGGAUUUUCAAGGACAAGAAUAGACAAGAAACAGAAGAGGCAGAAUUUCCUGUAACUGAAAAAAAAAGAAAAUUGUAGUUGUAUUUCAUAUAAUUCCUUUUGAAGACGUUCUUCUCACAUUAAGCAAUAAUGUAUACAGAAUGCUCCAAUUGUGACAAAUAUGUACAAUCCAUGCAUAUGUCAUGUGGAACAAAGUAUUAUGCGAUGCUCUGAAUGGUCAUAAAUUAAUUGGUCAUUCAUACAGUCUGCAAUAAACAGUACCUCAAGCUUUCAUCUCAUUUUAUGGAGGCCUUGCAUAGCCAGUUGACCACAGGGGAGCAAUCUGGAGGUUUAGAAAAGCAGAAUGAGACUUCAGUGGACAGUCCCCAGCCACAUUUAGUCCCGCAGUAUCAUGAACAGAACAAGGUUGUCAACCAGCAGCAACAUGCAAAACAGCAAAAACAUCUUAAUAUUGAGAGAAAGCGCCUCAGAUUACAGAGGAAACCUGCUCAGGAGACAGACACUGUUAAAGAGGGAAUGUCUCCGAGGGCAUCUGGAAGUUCUGGAUGUCUUGUUUCUAGCAUGAGGGAGUCUAGUGAAAUGCCAUCUGGAGCUUCAUCCUCAGCAGUAUCAGCUAUACCAUCCUGUUCCAUGGAUGAGACCCUGGAAGGUACACCUAGACAAAAACGUGAGCGUAAACCUCAAAAGCCUGGAAAAUAUGUGUGCUCAUACUGUGGUCGUGCUUGUGCAAAGCCCAGCGUGCUUCAGAAACAUAUUCGAUCGCACACUGGAGAGAGACCUUACCCCUGUGCACCAUGUGGGUUCUCCUUCAAGACUAAAAGUAACCUUUAUAAACACAGAAAGUCCCACACUCAUAGGGUGAAAGCUGGUCUCACUGCAGAAACGGAUGGACCAGGUAUAAGGUGUUCAGAGGAGCCACUUACAGAAUCAGAUGAAGAAAGCCAACCAUCUUCCUUUUUAGAAAAACAAAGAAUGUCCACUCAAAAGUCAGAUGUCUCAGAAAAGUGCUCUGAGGGACAGUUUCAAGGUACAGAAGACUCCCAUGCAGUUAAAAAGAGACUUGCAAUGAGACUUAGCAGAGGAAGACGAACACCUAUAGGAUCAUCUGAUGAAGCAUCCUCAUCAUUUGGACUAAAUAGCAAAGGUAGCACAGAGUCUGGCUAUUUCUCUCGAUCUGAGAGCACGGAAGUCUCUCAAGAUAGUCCACCAAACACAAGUGCCAAAAGCUAUGCAGAGGUCAUACUUGGAAAGUUUGGUCGCCUUGGUCAUUUACAAAGGACUACUUGUGAACAGCAUGACAAUCCUGCUGGGCAAGAAGGGAAAAGAAUUCCAUUCACUGUGCCUAAAAAGCAAGUUAUUGACCACAUAACUAAACUCAUCACCAUUAAUGAGGCUGUGGUAGACACCAGUAAGAUUGACAGUGUCAAACCCAGAAGGUUCUCAUUCUCUAGGAGAAGCAGCACAGAAGUGAAGCCAACCUCUUCUAAAGAGCCCUUUCUUCACAGUCCAAAAGAAUUAGAUUUGAGUGCGAAGAGCAGUGGUUCUAUUACUCUUGGUGUACCUUGUGAGAAAUUUCAUCACCAUUCUCUUAGUAUCCAACAAGCUGACCCAACCACCACUGCUCCUCUUCUAAGAAGUCACUCUAUGCCCUCAGAUGCAGGUGUUAGUGAUGUGUCUGAAACUUCUCGUAGCCUUCGCCUUAGCCAAUCCUUUGAUGACCAGCAGCCACUUCAGAAUCGGCGUCAUGGUAUGCUUAGACGGCAGCCUGCCAUUGAAUUGCCCAUUGGUGCUGAAAUUACCAUGGAGGAACAAUCCUAUUCCAGAUCACCAUUUCAUCCCUCAGUGCCAGAUCCCAGCCAGAAACAAGAUACAUUUGAGUGUGAUGCAUGUGGUAUAGUUUUUAAUGACUGGGAGAGAUAUCAAACACACGAACAACACUGCUGCACGGUUCACAUUUCUCAACAAAUUGAAAGUCAAGUCUAUCAAGUGGAAGAGCCCACAAGAACACACACAACUCGUCCUGGUGCUUUAGCUUUUAGAAAAAGAAGGAAAGAAGAAAGUAUUGAACUUGAAGAUCCUUCUUUACCCUCUGUUUCUUAUAUACCACGGAAAGGAUCUACACCAUCUUUUGAGAAGCCUAUUAAAGGGACCAUUGAACUGGGUCAAGAACAUGGUACAGAUGUUGCUUUGAAAGGAAUAUCUGUCAUACAGCAUACUAGUUCAUUUGAGAAACAUGAUAGUGCUAUAAAAACCUCUGGACCAGAUGAGGUCUCACGCUCUCAUGAUGUCUCUCACUGUUCUCCUUACUCACAAUCAAAGAUGCAGGCAACUAAACCUUCCUUCCGUAAACUUGUACGCCAACACAAUGUCCAAGUGCCAGAAAUCUUGGUCACUGAAGAUUCAAACACCAACACCAUGGCAGUAUCACCCCCUCCAACUGUCCCUAAAAUUAAGGACAUUGAAAAGGUCAGUGAGUUUCAAUGGCCCCAAAGAAGUCCAACUUUGGCCCAACUUCCAAUUGAGAAGUUACCGCCUAAAAAGAAACGCCUUCGUCUCGCAGAAGCUGCCCAGUCAUCAGGGGACUCAAGCUUUGAAUCAAUGUCCCUGCCUCACAGUCCAAGUCAAGACAGUUGUGUGUCUCAUACCUCCAGUCGAUCAACAUCAUUUGAAGAGGCUUGCAAAGGUGAUGCAGAUACAACACCAACUAGGAGAUCAAGAGCCACUCAUACUUUAACAAUUCCCACAAAUUCUCACCGAGAAAUGAGGCGCUCUGCAUCUGAGCAGGCACCCCAUGUUCCUCAACAUGCUAACCUUAUUACGGAAACUCGCAGCAAGUCAUUUGACUACAGUAGUUUGUCUCCAGAUCGAACCCCUGCAGGAUGGAGAGAACGGCGGAAAUGCCUUCUAAUGAGGCAUAGUGCAGUGAGGGAACCCGAGGAAGAAGACCAAUCUUCUAAAGUCUUCAACACCAGUUCUCCAACUAAAAGGACAAACACAUCACCCAGCUAUAGCCCAGACACCUCCUACAGCCCAAACACCACCCAUCGUGUGAUGUUAAGCAAUACUAUUCACUCAUUUGGUGAGAAGCAGAUCAUGCAAUCACAGCAUGUUUUAUCAGAGAAUACCCAACAGUUUCAUACUGACCAGCCCUCAACAUUGGGAAGUCUGCUUUGUGCAUCAGGUGCUGCCAGAGCUCAUUAUUCUUCAAUGUCGACAGGACUCAAGCUUGAAAUUCCAGUGGAGAAUGAAUUGGUGAAUUCUGAUACAAGGGUCAAUCAACCAUACCUCACUCAUUAUCAUCAUCAGAAUAUUGGUUUUGAUGUUACUUCAAACCCAGAACUAAUGAGACCUUUACCAACCCAGAGAAUUCCAGUCCGACUUAAUUCACAUCUUCCACAUUAUGCAGGCUCCAUUUAUACUACAGUUUCACAAACAAGUCCUCAGGAUCCUUGCUGCUCUGGAGUCAGUUCAGUUGCAGUGGCCUCAAGGUUUGAAAUCAUAGACCAACAACCAAUAUCUGAUGGAUCUAAAUCAGUAAGUGCUGGUGCAACCAAACGUGUGCUGUCCCCCACAAGCAGUGAGGAGCUCAGCCCAGUAAGUGAACAACAACAAAAACGAGUGAAGGAGGAGAUGGACAGUCAGGAAUAUGAAAGUGGAAAUGAUAAAGUUUUGAUCGAAUGCAAGAAAGAAGAAAGACUUGGUGAGCAAAGUGACAUCUUCCUUACAGAACACAAAGAAACAUCAUUUCCUACUCUUAACACUAACGUUAAUUUUAGCUGGUGCUAUCUAAACUACAUAAAGCCCAAUCCAUCCAUACAGAGUGAACAACAAAACUCAGUCUAUUCCUCAUGGUGUACAAGUACCCGCAACCCAUACCCACCUGGCCUGACAAGCAAGGAUAUGCUAGGCCUGUUGCACUGCAGGCAGAGACAUGCAGCACUCAUCUACACCAUGGCAGACACGUCACCCUCUCUUGACAGGAAACAAGAAAUAUCUGACUCCCAAAAGCCUAACACGACUGAGGUACAUGCCACCCAGCCCACAGAACUGAAAGAAGCCCAGCAAGCUGAGUUGAAAGAGGUUGAAAAGAAAACAACAGAGGAGAAUGAGGAUCAACUAUCUACCUCCAAAUACAGCUCACGGGUUCAGAUUUGUGAAGGAGGGUACAGGUCAAGUGAGGAGUACGUGUAUGUCCGGGGCCGGGGGAGAGGGCGAUAUGUAUGUGAAGAGUGUGGAAUACGCUGUAAGAAACCCAGCAUGCUGCGCAAACACAUACGGCUGCACACGGACGCUCGGCCCUACGUCUGCCAGCACUGCAACUUUGCCUUCAAAACCAAAGGUAAUCUGACUAAACAUAUGAAGUCAAAGGCUCAUGGGAAGAGGUGUCCAGAGGGAACUGCUCCAGGACCAGUCCAGUGUGAGCUUGAAACAGAUGAAGGAGGUGACAGUGAUAAGCAUUUCCUCGAGACGGAGCCGAUAGAGGAGCAUCAGUUCUCAGAUGCAGAGGAGACAGAUGUGGACGAGCCCGAUGAUGAUGAUGAAGGUGACGAGGAAGCUUCGUGCUCCUCCUCGUCAUCUAAGACACCGUCUCUCUCCAGAGAUGUUCCUGGCUCCUGUGACGUCUCAGGCCUGUCAAACCCAGGCUGGGAACAGCAUCCCAAAGCCCCUGUCAGCAUGAGCCCCCGGAAACCGAGCCACUAUGGAGAAGCCUCCUCUCCUAAGACCACCAAGUCUGUCGUAACCCUUCCACACCUUGAAGCCGCUGUCGGGAAGUGCUCGUCCCCCAUCCGCAGCCUAUCUCCUGGCCUGCAAAUGUCCCCCGCUUUACCACAGUCUCCUGGACGAGACUUGUCCCCUCUACACUGUCCCUCUCCAAGACUCAGUCUCUCUCCAUCGUCCUGUCUGUCGUCUUUGUCUCCUUCACACCACCCAGCCUCAUCAUUCCCAGAGAGACAUGUGUCCCCCAUUAGAGCCCUGUCCCCCAUACAACCUUCGUCUCCCAGCUGUCCACUUGCAUUGACCGUCGGAGCCAGUGUGACUCUUCAGUGCCAAGCUGAAAGAUCCAGAGACUCAACAAAAGCCUCUCCCAACAGACCAGACCUCAAGACCAAACCGGUGAAAACACACAGUCCUCAGAGACGGACCAGCAUGACACGGGCGUCUCCGGCACACGGGCGUCUCUCCAGGAACACACAGCCCAGGGAAGGCCAGCGUGUGUUAAGUCACCUGCCCCUGCACUCGCAGCCCCAGGUGAUGAUUCCCAGCCUCAGCCUCACCAUUCCCAUCGGCGGCAUCCAGAUGGUGCAGCCACGCUCCAAUAUGCUGCUCCGAAGCGCAUCUCUGAACCACAGCGUGGCCCAGAUGACCGUCACCGUGCUGACGAAGGAGAAAGGGGCCAACGGGAGUCCUGCAGGUGAAGUUCCUCAUCGCAGAAAUCAGCUGAUAGUGUUCACGGACCCUGUGGUGGAGAUGAGCUCUAAGAGUGACGCUUCCUCCGAUGAAGACAAAGAGCAGAUCCGGGGAGUGGUUCAGGCAGAGCUCACAUCAAAAAAGAGGGAGGUUCCCAGUGUUCCCUUGACCACCUGGAAGAGUAUCUCUCAAAGAAACAACAGAAAGCAUUCUCGAAGUCCCAAGAAAGCUCAGCUGGUAGACGCUUCCAGAACAUCCAUGGAUGCCAAGUGUUGAAGGAAAAGUUCGGGCAAAAAUGAAAAUGUUGUCAUUAUUUAUGUACACAUGAGUUAUUAUAAAUCUGCAUGUUAGGAUGUUCAGUUUUGCUCUUUAUGCAGAAUAUCUUUUGGUACUGGCCAACAUGUUCAUAGGCAAAAUGCAGCCGAAUGAACAAAAAUCCCCCCAAAUUCAAGAUAAGGGGCUAAAACUGCCCCUGCACAAAUAAACAAAAUAUAUAAUGACUAUAGUGUGA
Messenger RNA from Cyprinus carpio (common carp), 6271 nucleotides. Its product is annotated as transcription factor HIVEP3-like. Gene Ontology annotation, cellular component: nucleus. The record is from RefSeq and is a predicted model, not a curated record. Bases 634 to 6036 code for a protein of 1800 amino acids. The transcript is spliced from 8 exons. Lineage: Eukaryota; Metazoa; Chordata; Actinopteri; Cypriniformes; Cyprinidae. Gene Ontology annotation, biological process: regulation of transcription by RNA polymerase II. Gene Ontology annotation, molecular function: RNA polymerase II cis-regulatory region sequence-specific DNA binding; DNA-binding transcription factor activity, RNA polymerase II-specific.